This is a messenger RNA of Linum tenue, 1016 nucleotides long. NCBI's taxonomy places the organism in Eukaryota, Viridiplantae, Streptophyta, Magnoliopsida, Malpighiales, Linaceae. The record is from the annotation of a GenBank genome assembly.
AAGAAAAGUAUAAAUCAAUGGGGAUUGGGCCCAGUCAGAAGAAGGCCCAAUCUGAACACUUUCCAACGCGUUUCACUUUCCGGGGUUUCAAUUCUUGCCCUAACCGCCUCCUUGACGAACAGUCGAACAGAGAAACAAAAUUGUCCGUGACAGUCGAGUCACCUAUCGAACAAAUUACUCCGUCUGAAAGUUGGAAACAAAGAGCAGAAACCCUAAUCCAAGCUUGAGAUAUAUCGACGUGCUUGCAGUUGCAGGUUCUGAAUCCCCGGCUGCUCGUCAUGGCAACCAGGCUUCAAUUCGAGAACAAUUGUGAAGUUGGUGUUUUCUCCAAGCUGACAAAUGCAUAUUGCUUGGUUGCGAUUGGAGGUUCUGAAAGCUUCUACAGUAUCUUUGAGACAGAGUUGGCAGAUGUCAUUCCAGUGGUUAAGACCUCGAUUGGGGGAACUAGAAUAAUUGGGAGGCUAUGUGCUGGAAACAAGAAUGGACUUCUAGUGCCACACACAACCACUGAUCAGGAACUUCAGCACUUGAGGAACAGUCUACCUGAUUCAGUUGUUGUCCAGAGGAUAGAGGAGAGAUUGUCUGCUCUUGGAAAUUGCAUUGCUUGUAAUGACCAUGUUGCUCUUGCACAUACUGAUCUGGACAGGGAAACUGAAGAACUGAUAGCUGAUGUUCUUGGAGUUGAAGUAUUCAGGCAGACGAUUGCUGGUAAUAUUCUUGUAGGAAGCUACUGCGCUCUCACAAACAGAGGCGGUUUGGUGCACCCCCACACUUCCAUUGAAGACCUGGACGAGCUUUCCACCCUUCUCCAGGUCCCCUUGGUUGCCGGAACAGUUAACCGCGGCAGUGAAGUCAUCGCUGCAGGAAUGACAGUUAACGAUUGGACAGCAUUCUGUGGGUCAGACACCACAGCAACCGAAUUGUCUGUUAUCGAGAGCGUUUUCAAGCUGAGGGAAGCGCAACCUAGUGCCAUUGUCGACAAGAUGAGGAAGUCCUUAAUCGACAGUUACGUCUGA